UGGUCAUAUGAUCACGUGGUCCAAAAGCUUAUCAUCCGUUGGAUGGUAAAUUGAACAAAUAAGCACCCCUGUUCCGGCCAUUCCCAGCUCAGCGAUUCUUCUUGAGGUUUCAUUAAUUAAUUAAUUAGUUUGGGGGUUGAAAGUUGCGUUUACCUCGCCAAAUGCCUGCAGUUUACAGUCUUUACAUCAUCAAUAAAUCUGGCGGUCUCAUCUACCACAAGGACUAUGGCUCUGCGGGACGUAUGGAUACAAAUGACAGCUUGAGAUUAGCUAGUCUGUGGCACUCCAUGCAUGCAAUUUCUCAGCAGUUAUCGCCUGUUGCAGGAUGCACUGGGAUUGAACUUCUUGAGGCAGAUACGUUUGAUCUCCAUUGUUUCCAAUCUCUAACAGGGACAAAGUUUUUCGUGGUUGCUGCGCCUGGAACGCAAAAUAUGGAGAGCCUAUUAAAGCAUAUCUACGAACUAUACACUGACUAUGUUUUGAAAAAUCCUUUUUAUGAAAUGGAGAUGCCUAUUAGGUGCGAGCUCUUUGAUAUCAACUUGACACAGGCAAUUCAAAAUGACCGUUUUGCAUUGCUUGGACGAUAAGUGCUAUGCUGUUUUCUAAAGACUAAUUUGGGUAUCUAGUGCAAAAUUAUGGUAUAUUUCUGUGGGACAAAACAUUCUGUUGUUUGUUGGCAUCUCUGUAUCCCUUUUCUUUUGACCGUAUUCCGAAUGCAGGAUCCUUCAAUAUAUAUAUAUAUAUUUCAUAUUAGAGGUAUUUAAAGAAAUUUACAUGAGUUAUCCUGACUUGUAAUGAAAUUCUGUUUUCUUCUGUGAUGCUUCAUCUUUGUUACUAAUGUAUACGUUAUUAAUUUAUC
Messenger RNA from Daucus carota subsp. sativus, 859 nucleotides. RefSeq lists its product as uncharacterized. NCBI's taxonomy places the organism in Eukaryota, Viridiplantae, Streptophyta, Magnoliopsida, Apiales, Apiaceae. The record is from RefSeq and is a predicted model, not a curated record. Gene Ontology annotation, biological process: endoplasmic reticulum to Golgi vesicle-mediated transport. The transcript is spliced from 4 exons. Gene Ontology annotation, cellular component: TRAPP complex. Bases 162 to 587 code for a protein of 141 amino acids.